Ustilago hordei is the source of this 1248-nucleotide messenger RNA. RefSeq lists its product as uncharacterized. The coding region runs from base 1 to 1248 and encodes 415 amino acids. Gene Ontology annotation, molecular function: mRNA binding. Gene Ontology annotation, cellular component: mRNA cleavage and polyadenylation specificity factor complex. The record is from RefSeq and is a predicted model, not a curated record. NCBI's taxonomy places the organism in Eukaryota, Fungi, Basidiomycota, Ustilaginomycetes, Ustilaginales, Ustilaginaceae. The transcript is spliced from 2 exons. Gene Ontology annotation, biological process: mRNA alternative polyadenylation.
AUGGAUGACGAUAAGUUCGAUCUGUACAGCGACGAUCUCUACUCGGACGUCCUAGCAAAAGAAGAUGAGCAGCCGGCCGUCAAGCAAGAGCCAACUUCGGAUUCCAUGAAUGUGGACCAAAACGGCUCUUCAACCUCCAACACCACGUCCAACAACGCCAAACGUCAUCGAGCGGACUCGAUCGACGAAAAGCCUUCCACCUCCCAACACCAACAACCCCCCCAACCGCAAGCAGCACAAUCAUCCACAUCAUCCUAUCAACAACAUCGAGAUGAACCCCUCCCCCCACCCUCCUCCCUCCCUCAACAGCCGCCUCAACCACUCCGCAGCACUAUGUCAACCCUUGCUGGUCGACCUAAAGUCACCGAUCCCAACAUUCAGAACGCAGUCUAUAUCGGCGAUCUCAACUGGUGGAGCACGGAUGAGGAGAUCCGACAGAUUGCAGCUAAUCUUGGUGUGACAGUCUCUCUCAACGAUAUCACUUUCUCAGAGCACAAAGUGAACGGCAAAUCCAAAGGAGUAGCAUACGUCGAAACUGAUAGUGAACAAGAUGCCAAGAAGAUCAAACAGUGGUUUGAAGAGAACGACUUUCAAUUCCGCAGAGCUAAUGUGACGUUGACGACAAGUGCCAAUGGCAAUCCCUUCAGAACGUUACCAAAGGAUCCCGUGCCGAAGAAUGAGAGGAGUACAAGAGGUGGUGGUGCGGGUGGAGGUGGAAUGGGUGGUGGAAUGGGUGGUGGAAUGGGUGGUGGAAUGGGUGGUGGAAGAGGAGGUGGGAGGGGAGGAGCUCAAGCACCCAUGGCUGGUGCACCGAUAAGGAUGGGCAAUGCCGGUGCCGGACCAAUGGGAGGGAUGGGAAUGGUGAACCCGAUGAUGAUGAUGAUGGGUGUUGGUGGUGCUGGGCUGGGGACGGGGGUAAAUGCGGGUGGUGGAGGAGGUGGGGGAGGAAGACCGUACGGUAGAGGAGGUGGAAGAGGUGGUGGGUGGGGAAACAGAGGUGGACGUGGUGGUGGACAACAGGGUGGACAACAGGGUGGACAACAGGGUGGACAGCAGGGAGGACACUUCAACCCGAACUUUUUUGGAAUGCCUGGUGCGGGUGGGAUGAUGGGUAUGCCAAUGGGGAUGGGUGGUAUGCCACCGAUGGGCGGGAUGAGUAUGCCACCGACUGGGCCAGGUGGACAUCAAGGACCGCCUGGCGGAGGCGAUGAUCGUGAACGAAAACGACACAGAAUGGAGGAGAACUAG